This is a messenger RNA of Culex pipiens pallens (northern house mosquito), 4342 nucleotides long. RefSeq names its product DNA-directed RNA polymerase III subunit RPC1 (gene Polr3A). Gene Ontology annotation, molecular function: DNA binding; DNA-directed RNA polymerase activity. Gene Ontology annotation, biological process: DNA-templated transcription. The record is from RefSeq and is a predicted model, not a curated record. The coding region runs from base 115 to 4251 and encodes 1378 amino acids. Lineage: Eukaryota; Metazoa; Arthropoda; Insecta; Diptera; Culicidae. The transcript is spliced from 6 exons.
UUCGGUGUUGAUGCGACGUGAGGUGUGUUUUCGCUCUCAGCCGGGUGAUGAAAGAAACUUUUUCCCUUAAUUUUUAAAGUUUAAAAGUGAAUUUUUUGCAAAAGCGCUUCAAAUAUGCCGAAAGAGCAGUUCCGCGAAGCGGAUGUCAUCAAAAAGAUCUCGCACGUUUCGUUCGGCAUCGAUAGUGCCGAGCUGAUCCAGCAGGAGUCCCAUCUGCACGUUGUCGCGAAGAACCUGUACAACCAGGAUGCGAACCGGACGCCGGUGUCGUACGGCGUGCUGGACCGGCGGAUGGGCGUCAGCCAGAAGGACGCAACGUGCGACACCUGCAAGAAGGGCCUCAACGAUUGUGUGGGCCACUUCGGGUACAUCAAUCUGGCGCUGCCGGUUUUCCACGUCGGCCACUUCCGCGCGACGAUCACGAUUCUGCAGUCGAUCUGUAAGAUUUGCUCGCGCGUAAUGCUGAAGGAGGACGAAAAGAAGCAGUUUAGCGCCCGGUUGACGAAUCCGAACCUGUCGUACCUGGCGAAGAAGUCGAUCCACAGUCAGGUGCUGAAGAAGGCGAAGAAGAACACGAAAUGUCCGUGCUGUGGCUGCUUGAAUGGUCCGGUUAAGAAGGGAGCCGGGUUGAUGAAGAUCGUGCACGAGCCGUUCCGCGGGAAGAAGGCCACCGAUCCGCUGGUCACGAGCGCGCUCGACGAAAUGCUCGGGGCCAUCGAAGGCAAUCGGGAACUUUCGCAAACCGUUGGGCCUUCCUCGCUGAUUAAAGAGUUGAACCCGCUCGAGGUGCUGGAUCUGUUCAAGAACAUUCCCAAAAGUGACAUUCCGCUGCUGGGAAUGACCUCGCCCGAGUCCAAUCCGGCGGAUUUAAUCGUUACCAGAGUGUUUGUUCCACCGGUUUGCAUCCGUCCUUCGGUGGUUUCCGAGGUGAAGGCCGGUACGACCGAGGACGAUCUUACGAUGAAACAGAGUGAAAUCCUCCUGAUCAGCGACGUGAUCACGAAGCACAUGAUGUCCGGAGGCAAAAUUGAACUGAUCCAGGAGGAUUGGGACUACCUGCAGUUGCACUGUGCGCUGUACUUCAACAGCGAACUGUCCGGAAUCCCGCUGUCGUUGAUGCCCAAAAAGCCCACAAGAGGAAUCGUGCAGCGACUAAAGGGAAAACAAGGUCGCUUCCGUGGUAACCUCUCCGGCAAGCGAGUGGACUUUUCCGCUCGUACCGUAAUUUCCCCCGACCCCAACCUCAUGAUUCACCAAGUUGGAGUCCCGGAUCGAGUUGCAAAAAUCCUAACCUUCCCAGAGCGCGUCAAUACCGCAAACAUCAACAGAAUGCGCCAACUGAUCAAGAACGGCACGGAAAAGCAUCCCGGCGCAAACUACGUCCAGCAAAAGGGCAGCGCCUUCAAGAAAUAUCUUGCCUACGGUAAUCGUGACAAAGUCGCGCAAGACCUAAAAUGCGGUGAUAUCGUGGAACGCCACCUAAUGGACGGCGACGUGGUGCUGUUCAACCGACAGCCCAGCUUGCACAAGCUCAGUAUCAUGUGUCACGUGGCGAAGGUUCAACCCCAGAGGACGUUCCGCUUCAACGAGUGCGCCUGCACACCGUACAACGCCGAUUUCGACGGGGACGAAAUGAAUCUGCACUUGCCCCAGACCGAAGAAGCUCGCGCCGAAGCGCUGGUCCUAAUGGGCAACAAAUCAAACCUCGUUACGCCGCGUAACGGAGAGUUGCUGAUUGCGGCCACACAGGAUUUCAUCACCGGAGGAUAUUUACUCACGCAAAAGGACCAGUUCCUCACGCGGGAACAGGUUAUGCAACUUGCGGCGUGCAUGCUGUCCGGCCCAGAUGCCAACAUGGAAAUCGACUUGCCCAAACCAGCCAUCAUCAAACCGCGCAAACUCUGGACGGGCAAACAAAUCUUCAGCCUGAUCCUCAAACCCAACCGACACAGCGUCGUAAACGCCAACCUGUCAACCAAAGGUCGAAACUACACCACCGGCAAGGACAUGUGCGUCAAAGACUCGUGGGUCGUCGUCCGCAACUCGCAGGUCAUGUGCGGUGCCAUGGACAAGGGCACGAUGGGCUCAGGCACCAAAAACUGCAUCUUCUACGUGAUACUGCGAGAUUUCGGCGAAGAACACGCCAUCCGUUCGAUGUGGCGCCUAGCCCGAAUGGCCUCCUACUUCAUGAUGAACCACGGCUUUUCGUUCGGCAUCGGUGACGUGACACCCAGCCGCAAACUACUCGAAGAAAAGCAAAAACUCCUCGAAAACGGUUACAGCCGGUGUGACGAGUACAUCGCAGAAAUGAAGAAGGGAACGCUCCAGUGUCAACCCGGUUGCACCGCGGAACAAACGCUCGAAGCGGUCAUGCUGAAGGAACUGUCCAGCAUUCGAGAGUUGGCUGCGAAAGCUUGCUUCCGCGAGUUGCACCCCACGAACAGCGCCCUCAUCAUGGCACAGUCCGGCUCGAAGGGUUCGAACAUCAACAUCUCGCAGAUGAUUGCCUGCGUCGGCCAGCAGGCCAUCAACGGCAAGCGGGUGCCGAACGGGUUCGAGGAUCGGGCGCUGCCGCACUUUGAGAAGUUCUCGAAAAUCCCGGCCGCCCGCGGCUUCGUCCAGAACAGCUUCUACUCGGGGUUGACGCCGACCGAGUUCUUCUUCCACACGAUGGCCGGUCGCGAGGGUCUGGUCGAUACGGCGGUCAAGACGGCCGAAACGGGCUACCUGCAGCGGCGGCUGGUCAAGUGUUUGGAGGAUUUGGUGGUGCAGUACGACGGAACGGUGCGGAACGCCAUCGGUGAGGUGGUUGAGUUUACGUAUGGGGCCGAUGGGUUGGAUCCGGUGUUUAUGGAGGUGAAGAACAAGCCGGUGGAUAUUGAGCGGCAGUUUAUGCACGUGCGGAACAUGUUCCCGUGCCGGGAUGAGGCGCCGCUGAGGGGCGCGGAGAUUCUGGAGACGGGGGAUAAGAUACUGCAGACGGCCGAGUUUGACGGGUGUCGGGCGGAUUUUAGGAAGGAGUGUUUAGAGUUCCUGAAGAAGUUUGGCGAACGACUGCACUCCGUUCAGAGCCGCUAUAAUACGGAUGCGAAGGUUAGCUUAGAGGUCGAGCGGACCACGCCGGGUCAGUUGGAGAAGUUCCUGAUGCAGGUGCGGGACAAGUACAACAAGGCCAUUACAGAGCCCGGUACGGCGGUGGGAGCGCUGGCCGCUCAGAGUAUCGGCGAGCCUGGCACGCAGAUGACGCUAAAGACGUUCCAUUUUGCGGGUGUCGCCUCGAUGAACAUUACGCAGGGUGUGCCCCGUAUUGUGGAGAUUAUCAACGCUACGAAGGCGAUUUCGACGCCGAUCAUUACGGCGGAGAUUGCCGAUAAUACUAGCAUGGAGUUUGCCAGGAAGGUGAAGGCUAGGAUCGAGAAGACGACUCUGGGGGAGAUUUCGUCGUACAUUGAAGAAGUGUACAAGUCGGACGAUUGCUUCCUGCUGAUCAAGCUUGAUCUGGACAGAAUCCGGGUGCUCGGGCUGGAAGUCAACGCGGAAACUAUAAGAUAUUCAAUUUGCACAUCAAAGCUCAAACUCAAGCAGGAAAACGUUGAAGUGUACGGACCCUCGCUCAUCAUCAUCCGUCCGGAUCCGACCAAGCACAGCCACGCGCUGAACGCCGAGCUGCAGCGUUUGCUGUCGGCGAUUCCGAACGUGGUCGUAGCCGGGUUGCCGCAGGUUUCUCGCGCCGUCAUUGCCGUGGACGAUGCCCAUGGUCCGCCCACGUACAAGCUGUGCGUCGAAGGGUACGGACUGCGCGAUGUGAUGGCCACGUACGGGGUCGUCGGAGCGCGCACCAAGAGCAACAACAUCCUGGAGGUGUACGUAACGUUGGGCAUCGAAGCCGCGCGGACGACGAUCAUGAACGAAAUUACCGACGUCAUGGAGGGUCACGGCAUGAGCGUCGAUCAUCGGCACAUUAUGCUGCUGGCCAGUCAGAUGACGUCGCGCGGGGAGGUUCUGGGCAUCACGCGGCACGGGUUGGCCAAGAUGCGGGAGUCGGUGUUUAAUUUGGCUUCGUUUGAGAAAACGGCCGACCACCUGUUCGACGCGGCUUACUACGGCCAGACGGACUCGAUCGACGGCGUCUCGGAGCGGAUCAUCCUGGGCAUGCCGGCCGCCAUCGGCACCGGUCUGUUCAAGCUGAUCCACAACCACACCGAAACCAAGCUGGACGAAAUGGUGGAGCCCAUUUUUAACACCACGUGACACAAGUUCUCGUUUCUAGUUUAAGGGCUAAUAUAUUUAUUGGGUAAGAAAAAUUCUUAAAGAAUAAAAUGAGUUGAAAAUGAAAAAAAAA